Molecule: messenger RNA, 564 nt
Organism: Cyclocybe aegerita
Lineage: Eukaryota; Fungi; Basidiomycota; Agaricomycetes; Agaricales; Hemipholiotaceae
Source: the annotation of a GenBank genome assembly
AUGAGCUCUGAAAGCACAAUUCCGCCUCCAUCUUCUGUUAUCUUUGCGCGUGGGGUGAUAGCAAGACUGGCAGUAUGGGCGACUCUACGGCUCGCGGUCCAAGAAGGCUGGGGUGGCCCUGAUUCAGCUGCGAAACGGACAUGGCUCGCCUCAGUAAUCGUCGAUUCAUUCGAGGAGCAAAUACCAGCUCCGGACGACCAAUAUGUUGAAGAACAGCUACUUCAGAUCAUGGCCGAUGAAUUUGAGACGGUGAUAGAAGACGGCAGCGCGGAGACUGUGGCCCAGGAUAUCGUGAAGAUUUGGGACGAGACCCGGAUCGGGAAGCAAGCUUUGGUCCUACAAUUCGAAGAGCUUGCGGAAAAGGUCAAAGGGAAGCGACCGAAUGCACAGGAGAAGGUGGUCAGCGAUGACGAGGGCGAUUGGGAGGAUGAUGACGGUGAAGACGAUGAAGACGAGGACGAGGCACCGCGGCUGCUUGAGCAUCCCCCACCCAGACCCCCACCUCGAGAACCAGAAGUUGACGAAGAUGGAUUCACAAUGGUUAAAGGCAAAGGUCAAAGAUGA